AUGCCGCUUCCGGACGAGGACGAGUGGCUCGCGGAGUUCGAAGGCUGGAUCACGGGCUCGGGAGCGCGGUCAGAAAAAGACGUUGCGCACGUCCCGGUGGAGGAGUCGGACAAAGAGCGCGUGUACCUGGUGGGGGUCCAGGUGAAGGAGCGGCCGAAGAAGGGCGAGGACGGCGGCAGGGCCGCGGAGGCGCUCCUUCAGGGCCGAGACGAGUCGAGCGGCGUUGGGAAAUACACAAUUCACGAAUCGCUGGAGGAGCUCGAGCGGCUCGCUGAGGCCGCGGGGCUGGAGGUCGCCGGCAGCACCUACCAGAUGCUCCAGACCGUGGACCCGAGGACGUACAUCGGGUCUGGGAAGGUGGACGAAAUAGCCGCGUUCGUGCGCGCGUACGAGGUCGACACGGUGAUCUUCGACGACGAGCUGUCGCCCGGGCAGCUGCGCUCGCUCGAGCGCAUCCUUUCGAAGAGCCGCGGCGAGGAGGAGGACUCGGUGCGCGUGUGCGACCGCACCGCGCUCAUCCUCGACAUCUUCUCGCAGCGCGCCGCGACCAAGGAAGGCAUGCUCCAGGUCGAGCUCGCGCAGCACGAGUACCAGCUGCCGCGCCUGACCAAAAUGUGGUCGCACCUCGAGCGCCAGGCCGGCCGCGGCGGGUCGGGCGGGGCCGUCAAAGGGAUGGGGGAGUCCCAAAAAGCGGUCGACCGGUACCUGCUCAAGAAGCGCAUGGCCUCGCUGCGCGGGCAGCUCGAGGAGGUCCGGAAGCACCGCGGGCUGCACCGCCGGCGGCGCGAGGAGAACGGCAUGCCCGUCGUGGCGCUCGUGGGGUACACCAACGCCGGGAAAUCCACGCUGCUGAACCGGCUGGCCGGGGCGGAGCACGUGACGGCGCAGGACCGGCUCUUCGAGACGCUGGACCCCACGACGCGGCGCGUGCGGCUGCCGUCGGGCCGCGAGGCGCUGGCGACAGAUACUGUGGGGUUCAUUCAGCGCCUGCCUACGCAGCUCGUGGCGGCGUUCCGGGCCACGCUGGAGGAGAUCGAGGAGGCGGACAUCAUCAUGCACGUGGUGGACAUUUCGUCGCCGCUGGCCGCGGCGCAGGUCGAGGCGGUUCAGUCUGUGCUGGGGGAGCUGGACACAGUUGGGAUUCCUCAAUUGAUUGUGUGGAACAAAGUGGACGCGUGCGACGACCCGCGGGCCGUCGCGGGCGUGGCGCGGCGCGCGACGGACACGGUGUGGUGCAGCGCGCGCACGGGCGACAACGCAGGGGAGGUGCUGGCCGCCAUUGAGCGCAAGCUGGCGGAGGCGUGCUGCCGAGUGAAGAUGCUGGUGCCGUUCGCGGCCGGGGACCUGCUCUCGGAGAUGUACGAGCACGGGAUGGUCGAGGAGGAGGAGCACGGCCCCGAGGGCACGACGGUCACCGCGCUGGUCCCGACGGCCAUGCUGGGGCGCGUGGAGGCGCGUGUGGGCGAGGUGGAGAUUCUGCGGCCGGCGCGGCGGGCGGCGGGGCGGGAGGGCGGGAAGAAGCGCAAGGGCAAGAGCGGGCGCGCGGGGCGGCGCGCGGGCCGCGGGCGCGCGGACGACGACGAGGAGGACGGCUUCGAUAUCGCGGAAGAAGGCGACGGCGUGUACGUCAUCUCUUGA
Molecule: messenger RNA, 1638 nt
Organism: Pedinophyceae sp. YPF-701
Lineage: Eukaryota; Viridiplantae; Chlorophyta; Pedinophyceae
Source: the annotation of a GenBank genome assembly